AUGGAGCACCGAAAACGUCUAGAGAGCAAAAAGCGAUUUAGAAAGCAGAGUUCUAUGGAAGUGUUCAGAGAGGUUAGACAUGGGCCUCGUUUUGGCAAUGAGUUUCUUGAGUCUUUCAAUGAUAGCAGAAGCAGGACAACUUGUCAUCUUAAGUCUCCCAAGGUUAUUAGAAAUUGCGAUUAUGAGGUAAUGCUUGAAUCUGAGUGCAAAUUCAAGAAGAUACCAAAGCCUGCUUAUUUCAAUAGGUGGAUCAACUUAAGGGUUCCUUUCCAUGAGGUGUUUGGUGAUAUGAGGUGCAACCUAAAGAAGGCUGUUGGGAUAGCUAGAUUGGAAUGGGAGGGUCGUGCUCAUUCUGGAAUUGAUGAUGCCAAAAACACUGCUCGAUUGCUGGCAAUCUGGCAUUGA
Gastrolobium bilobum is the source of this 405-nucleotide messenger RNA. RefSeq lists its product as uncharacterized. The transcript has 2 exons. Gene Ontology annotation, biological process: exonucleolytic trimming to generate mature 3'-end of 5.8S rRNA from tricistronic rRNA transcript (SSU-rRNA, 5.8S rRNA, LSU-rRNA). Bases 1 to 405 code for a protein of 134 amino acids. NCBI's taxonomy places the organism in Eukaryota, Viridiplantae, Streptophyta, Magnoliopsida, Fabales, Fabaceae. Gene Ontology annotation, molecular function: 3'-5'-RNA exonuclease activity; nucleic acid binding. The record is from RefSeq and is a predicted model, not a curated record.